UGCCAUGUCGGCGCCUCUUUUGGACAGAGACCCAUGCCCAGACCGCAUCAUCGAGGAUGCCGGCGGUACUUUCGCCAUGGGCGCCGUGGGAGGUUCUGUGUUCCACCUCCUCAAGGGCCUCCACAACUCGCCCAAUGGCGCGCGAAUCAGUGGCGGCAUGCAGGCCGUGCGAUCGAACGCCCCGCGGAUCGGCGGGAGCUUUGCCGUGUGGGGCACCGUCUUCUCCAUCACCAGCUGCGCCGCGGUCUUCGUGCGCCAGAAGGAGGACCCCUGGAACUCCGUCAUCGCCGGCGCCGCCACGCACGGGUUUCUCCACCUGCGCAUGGGCCUCAGGGUUGCAGGCCGCAGGGCGGUCUAUGGCGGCUGUCUCCUCGCGCUCAUCGAGGGCGGCGCCCUCAUGGUAAACCGUCUCUUCGACGCAAAGAAGAACCCCCCGCCGCGGCCGCGCCCUGCCCAUGACCCCAACUUGGCCACGGCGAUCCCAUGCCCGCCCCAGCCCGCCGUGUCCCCUGCGGAGGUCGCGAGCUCGAGCGGUGGGGGUAGCUGGUUUGGGGGCCUAUUCGGCAAGGAGAAGGAGAAGAAGGCCAGCGGCAGUGGCGGCAAGUCGGAGGUAUUAGAGAGCUUUGAGACGCCCAGCCCUCCGAUGCCAUCAUCAUCUGAAUACAAGUGAAAAGAAGGUGCGCGCGGUGCUAAUUGGACUGCUCUCUGGUCUGCAUCUUUCACUCGGUUUCAGGAAAAUGUGUUGUCUUUAAGCUUCAUCCGCUCCUUGUUUCUUCCAUUUUCACGGGAGGAAGUGGCAAUUAUCGCGUGCUUUUGUUGCACGGCGAGCAGGUUCGUGCGGUUUAGUCAUGCUGUUCUUGCACGGAUUUAGCUUCGUUUUUCCAUUCUCGCACUCUCGAUGAUACAGAGUUAAGUUUGUGACAGUUUAUGCCUACUUUAGAAUCCAAC
Molecule: messenger RNA, 948 nt
Organism: Triticum dicoccoides
Lineage: Eukaryota; Viridiplantae; Streptophyta; Magnoliopsida; Poales; Poaceae
Product: mitochondrial import inner membrane translocase subunit TIM17-1-like
Exons: 1
Coding region: 5-670 (221 amino acids)
Biological process (GO): protein import into mitochondrial matrix
Cellular component (GO): TIM23 mitochondrial import inner membrane translocase complex
Molecular function (GO): transmembrane protein transporter activity
Source: RefSeq, a predicted model, not a curated record